AUGGGGACGAAGAAGAACAAGCAACUCUCCGGGGCGCAGAAGAGGAAGAAGAAGAAGGAGAAGGAAGAGGCGAUCAAAGAGGCAGUCGAGGAAUUGGAGCGGUUGAAGCUUGGGCCGACGGCGUUGUGGACAGGAUUGGUGUUGCAUCAGAAAGAUAUUUUUGUAUCGCAUGUCUUGUCGAAAUUGAAUGGGACAGAUCAAAGUUUCUUUGGACUGGUGAAUAAACAGAGCUGGGGUGUGCUUAAGUACGCCGGGGUAAACGUAUCGGAAUUAUGUGUAAAAGUUCACGAAUGCACAUCCAUUUCGACGUUAGAAUGGGUGUGGAAUCGCGUGCCCUGGGGAAAGAAAGAUAUCAAAGGAAGAGCGAUAGAUCGAGCCUGGUUUUGCGCGGAAGUUGCUGCAACGAAUAAACUCGAGUUCCUCAAGUGGGCCAGAGAAGCGAAACAUUGCGAGUGGGAUGAAAAGACGAUUAAUACGGCAGCAGAGAUGGGUAAUCUCGAGAUGCUGAAGUACUGCUUCUCUAACGAUUGUCCGUGUGAUGAAAGAGCUUCGUUUCUUCAAGCUGCUGUUAAUGGACACCUCGACUGUCUUCGAUUUCUUUUCGCCAAAGUGGAACCUUCGCGAGAGACGGAAGAAGAAGCGGCAUAUCAGGCAGUAUGCCGUGGUCACAUGGACAUCUUGAAAUAUUUCGUCGAAGAAAGAAAGAUAUCCGAGGAGGUAAAGAGCGAAUGCGUGGGAAACGCUGCAAGGUAUGGCGGACUCGAUUGCAUCAAAUACUUAGUCGAAGAGGCGAAAGUGCCUCUGAACUACUGGCGAUACAUCGCUUCCGCUCGGUACUACGAGCAGUCCGACUGCCUAAACUACUUGCUCGAAAAAGGGUGUCCGGAACCAACGGAUGAACAAUACGCUUGGGUUGUUGAAUUCAAGUCCGAACAACAGAACCGCGGCGACUGA
Bathycoccus prasinos is the source of this 954-nucleotide messenger RNA. RefSeq lists its product with no specific name. The transcript has a single exon. NCBI's taxonomy places the organism in Eukaryota, Viridiplantae, Chlorophyta, Mamiellophyceae, Mamiellales, Bathycoccaceae. The record is from RefSeq and is a predicted model, not a curated record. The coding region runs from base 1 to 954 and encodes 317 amino acids.